AUGGCUAUGAAAUGCUUCCCCAAGCCUCCUCGCCCUACCAAACGGAGAAGAGAUGGAUUUGUUAAUGUUACCACUUCCAAUUUUACGUCCAAUAAUCGUCGUCAUCCUGGACAGUUCAUGAUUCAAACUGUCAGAUCCCAAGGCCAGAAACCUAGUGCUCCAGUGUCGCAAUCACGGCUAUUUGCUCCCACCCAUCACGACCCUCAACUCUCCCCAAUAGAUAAAUAUUUAUGUUGUUUGCGCACUUACAAAGCCCGGUUCCAUUUUUCAAUGGACACACAGAUGCAGAUCUUGACGCUCUCUUACACUCCUACAGAGUUCUACCAUUCCGGAAGGGCUGUGAAAAUCUUCUAUUAA
Molecule: messenger RNA, 357 nt
Organism: Paracoccidioides lutzii Pb01
Exons: 1
Coding region: 1-357 (118 amino acids)
Source: RefSeq, a predicted model, not a curated record